AUGAAGGAAGCGGCGAUCACUUCCUUGAUUCAAUGGGCCAAAAAUGAAGGCGCAGUUAUGGACCUUGUGGAAGUAAAAUAUUGUGGAGAAGAUCGAGGAUGUGGGGUGUUCGCAAAGAAGACGAUACGACUUAAUGAAACCUUCCUCAGAGUAGGCUUUGAUUUCAAAAAUAUGGAUUUUAUCCAAAAUCUAAGUAGUUUAGAUACCUAUUUCUAGAUCCCAAAACAUUUGAUGAUAACAGCGGGAAUGGUUGCAGACAUGCCCGAAUAUAAGAAUAUUCUUGAACGGUAAGGCCUGUAAAAUCGUUCGCAUGAUUUUGGAAUGCCGUAUUUUACUAUUUCCCAUCAAAAUUUUCAAUAUUUUCCAUGGUCAUCAUCCCAAAAUUAAAAAUUUUAGCCAUCGUGUCGAAGCCUUCUCAAUUCUUGUCAUGUUCUUUUACUUGGAAAGUCAGAGGAAGGAGGAUGCCUUCUUCCACCCAUAUUUUGCCUCCUUGCCCAAGACAUUCGACACUCCGUUGGCGCAGAAUUACGUUGACUUGGAGAAGAAGUUCACCAUGGAAGAGCUGCCAAAGCGAGCCAUGGAGUUGUUGAUGAAACAAAAAAAUGAAUUUAUAUAUCUCAGAGAGCAGGUGAGGAGUGAUGUUUGGUGUUUUAAAAGAGUUGAUUUUUUUGCAAAUUGUCAAUAUUGAUGUUGUUUCAAUUAUUUCAAAAUUGUUGAAAAGGCUGACAUAUUUAUGACAAACGGUUCUUAAUGUCGUUUCUGAGUAAUUGCGGCUUUAUGGAAACUCGACAGAGUGAAAUUGGACAGAGUGAAACUCGACGGAAGGAAAUUGGACAGAGGGAAACUUGACAGAUUUUUUUCACUGCAAAGAAUAAUUAUUUGAUAAGUAAAGAUUCAGUGGUGACAUUUCGUACGAUUGCAAUGAAAAAAAUCUGUCGAGUUUCCUUCUCUCGAGUUUCCCCCUGUCCAAUCUCUCCAUACUCUGCCCAAUUUCCUUCUGUCUAGUUUACUCUGUCCAAUUUCAUUCUGUCGAGUUUCCAUAAACCCCUAAUUGCCACUGUUUCGACCGUUUUUCGUCAUUUGACGAAAUGUCAAUAUUGAUUUUUUCGAGAUUUUCCAAAAAUCGAUAUUGACAUUGCGCCCUCAUAUUCAAAACAUCACAAAAAUGACUUUUUCAGCUCAGCAGAGUCCUAGACACCCGCCACAUUGACAUUCCUCAUCUCAAUUGGGCCUGGCAUGUUGUAAAUACUAGAUGUGUAUACCUCGAAAACCCCGAGCAUCCGUUGGUGGAAAAUUCCAAACUCACGGACACGCUGGCCAUCAUUCCCGUCAUGGAUAUGCUCAACCACAGUCCCAAUGCUCAAGCCUUGGCUUUCUUCGACAAACACUCAAAUACGUAUUGCGUUAACGCCGAAUAUAGAUGUGUAAAUGAAGGUGAUGAGAUCUUCGUAUGUUAUGGUCCGCAUGACAAUCUUCGGUUAUGGGUCGAAUAUGGGUUCAGCAUACCUCACAACAUCUUCAAUCGAGUGGAUAUUCCGAAUAGUAAGGGUUUUGGGAAGUUUUUAUAUUAUCCAUGACACUUGAUUGGAUAUGUAAAUUACAUAAAGGGUGAUUGUCAGGUAUGUCUCAAAUUUGGUAGAGGUUGUCUGAAAAGGAUUUAUUUUCUUUUCUGAAAAUUUUAGACAUCGCUUUGCAGAAACAACCAAGAUUUUGGGGACUUUUUCCAAAAGCGAUCUUUGAUGACUUAAAAGUGGUAUAUCUUGACCAUUUCAGCAAAACGCGAUCUGACGCUUUUCCUGACAUACUUUCAUAGCAUAUUAUUUGACUCUGUUAAAUUUCAUUAAAAUCUGUUCACCAGUUUUUGCGAUAUUAUAUUAUCCAUGACACCAAGCUCCAUUUUUCAGAUGUCCUUUUCGCAUUAGCAGCAGCGAUUGGAUUGGAUGUGAGCGAGGAGAAAAAGAGGAUAAUCGAUGAAUUAGCGAUUCCAAAGUUGGUUUUUUGUUUUCUUUCGGGAUUUAUGUUGCUUUAGCACCAUGUACCUGAGUGAUGUAAAACCAAGUUUUGGCCUGCAGAAGAAUGUAUCAAUACUUUUGAUGAGCAAAAUGGAAUUGUAAGUGACAUUAUGUAGCUAUUUAGAGCUUAUGUUCUAAAAUUUAUGAGCAUAAAAUUUGAAAAAAAUGUCAAAAAAUGAUGAUUUGUUGGGAUUUCCCUGAUUUUUGAUGGUUUUUUGUGUAUAAAACACUUAAUAAAUCCCGAAAAAGGCUUUAAAACGACAAAAAUCAAAUAUACUGUUCGUAUUUUCCCAAACACAGCUUAAUUUCUCCGAAAAAAUUCCAGGAAAGACGUCAAAAAUAGGAUCUAUGGCGCUGACGCGACUAACGCUACUCUAGAAGUUGUGUAUCGAAUCAUAGAACAUCUAAAGGGGUUGCUGGAAAAGCGAGUCAGGACGGCUCUGCCAACCUUCAAACAUUUUUGGAGCGAACAAGUCGAGUUAUUGCAGAACAUUAUCAAUCAACAGAGCGACGAUGGAGAUUCGGAUUAA
Messenger RNA from Bursaphelenchus xylophilus (pine wood nematode), 2542 nucleotides. NCBI's taxonomy places the organism in Eukaryota, Metazoa, Nematoda, Chromadorea, Rhabditida, Aphelenchoididae. The record is from the annotation of a GenBank genome assembly.